CCUGUACUGUGGUGUCAGAAAGCUGCUGGCCUUCAGGGACAUGGUGGUGGCCUCUGCAGUGUCGGUGCUGCUAAUCGCGGCCGAAAGGAACCGGUUGCAGCGCGUCCCGAGCUUGCUGCUUCCGACGAGGCGAUGGACUUGGAAGCAAAGAACCAUGAAGUAUGCAACAACCACAGGAAGAAGCAUUACCAAGGUUCUUAUUGCAAACAGAGGAGAAAUUGCCUGCAGGGUGAUGCGAACAGCCAAAAAAAUGGGUGUUCAGUCAGUGGCUGUUUACAGUGAAGCUGACAGGAACUCAAUGCAUGUAGACAUGGCAGACGAAGCAUAUUCCAUUGGUCCUGCUCCCUCCCAGCAGAGCUACCUUUCUAUGGAGAAAAUCAUUCAAGUGGCCAAAAUCUCCGCUGCACAGGCUAUCCAUCCAGGAUAUGGUUUUCUUUCAGAAAACACAGAAUUUGCUGAACUGUGUAAACAAGAAGGAAUUAUUUUUAUAGGUCCUCCUUCAUCCGCAAUUAGAGACAUGGGUAUAAAGAGCACAUCCAAGUCCAUAAUGGCUGCUGCCGGAGUACCUGUGAUAGAAGGUUAUCAUGGAGAAGACCAGUCCGACCAGUGCCUGAAAGAGCAUGCCGGAAGGAUUGGGUAUCCUGUCAUGGUUAAAGCUGUCCGUGGUGGAGGAGGAAAAGGCAUGAGGAUCGUUAGGUCAGAAAAAGAAUUUCAAGAACAGUUAGAAUCAGCACGGAGAGAAGCUAAGAAGUCUUUCAAUGAUGAUGCGAUGCUGGUGGAGAAGUUUGUAGACACGCCAAGACAUGUAGAAGUCCAGGUGUUUGGUGACCACUAUGGCAAUGCCGUGUACUUGUUUGAAAGAGACUGCAGUGUACAGAGGAGACACCAGAAGAUCAUUGAAGAGGCUCCAGGGCCUGGAAUUGAACCUGAGGUAAGAAGACAGCUUGGGGAAGCUGCAGUCCGAGCUGCUAAAGCUGUAAAUUAUGUGGGAGCAGGAACUGUGGAGUUUAUUAUGGACUCAAAGCACAAUUUCUACUUCAUGGAGAUGAAUACAAGGUUGCAAGUAGAACAUCCUGUUACUGAGAUGAUCACAGGGACUGAUUUGGUGGAGUGGCAGCUUAGGAUUGCAGCAGGAGAGAAGAUUCCCUUGAGCCAGGAAGAAAUAACUCUGCAGGGCCAUGCCUUUGAAGCUAGAAUAUACGCAGAAGAUCCUAACAACAACUUCAUGCCAGGGGCUGGGCCCUUAGUCCAUCUCUCUACCCCUCAAGCAGACCUUUCCACCAGAAUUGAAACUGGAGUACGGCAAGGAGAUGAAGUCUCGGUGCAUUAUGACCCCAUGAUUGCGAAGCUGGUCGUCUGGGCUGCUGAUCGUCAGGCAGCCUUGACAAGACUGAGGUAUAGCCUCCGUCAGUACAAUAUUGUCGGACUGCACACCAACAUUGAUUUCUUACUCAGCCUCUCUGGCCAUCCUGAGUUUGAAGCUGGAAAUGUGCACACUGACUUCAUUCCUCAACACCAUAGAGAACUGUUUCCCACUCAGAAGGCCACAGCCAAGGAGUUUUUGUGCCAGGCAGCCCUGGGCCUCAUCCUCAAGGAGAAAGCUAUGACCGAUGCUUUCAAACUCCAGGUGCAAGAUCAAUUCUCUCCAUUCACAUCUAGCAGUGGAAGAAGAUUGAAUAUCUGUUACACCAGAAACAUGACCCUUAGAGAUGGGAAAAACAAUGUAGCCAUAGCUGUAACAUAUAACCACGAUGGGUCAUAUAGCAUGCAGAUUGACGAUAAGACUUUCCAAGUCCUUGGUGCCCUGUCCAGUGAGGGAGAUUGCACCUUCCUGCAGUGUUCUGUUAACGGAGCAGCUAGUCGGGCUAAGCUCAUAAUCCUGGGAAACACGAUUUACCUGUUUUCUAUGGAAGGAAAUGUUCAGAUUGACAUUCCAGUACCCAAAUACUUGUCUUCAGUGAGCUCUCAAGGAACACAAGGAGGUACCAUAGCUCCCAUGACUGGAACUGUUGAAAAGGUGUUUGUGAAAGUUGGAGACAGAGUAAAGGCUGGAGAUUCUCUCAUGGUUAUGAUUGCCAUGAAAAUGGAGCAUACUAUAAAAGCUCCAAAGGAUGGCACAAUAAAGAAAAUUUUCUACAAAGAAGGCUCUCAGGCCAACAGACACGCUCCUCUAGUUGAGUUUGAUGAAGAGGAAUCUAACAAAAGAGACUCAGACUAAAUGCCAUUAAAGAAAUGGCCAAUGACGCUGUAUCUUCUCUCCAAACCACAAAAGAAAAGUGCCU
Molecule: messenger RNA, 2282 nt
Organism: Chrysochloris asiatica (Cape golden mole)
Lineage: Eukaryota; Metazoa; Chordata; Mammalia; Afrosoricida; Chrysochloridae
Gene: MCCC1
Product: methylcrotonoyl-CoA carboxylase 1 (alpha)
Exons: 19
Coding region: 41-2218 (725 amino acids)
Cellular component (GO): mitochondrion
Molecular function (GO): ATP binding; metal ion binding; methylcrotonoyl-CoA carboxylase activity
Source: RefSeq, a predicted model, not a curated record